Molecule: messenger RNA, 2079 nt
Organism: Bombus terrestris (buff-tailed bumblebee)
Lineage: Eukaryota; Metazoa; Arthropoda; Insecta; Hymenoptera; Apidae
Gene: OXA1L
Product: mitochondrial inner membrane protein OXA1L
Exons: 8
Coding region: 652-1977 (441 amino acids)
Biological process (GO): protein insertion into mitochondrial inner membrane from matrix; mitochondrial respiratory chain complex IV assembly
Cellular component (GO): mitochondrial inner membrane
Molecular function (GO): membrane insertase activity
Source: RefSeq, a predicted model, not a curated record
UCCCGAAAACGAAAGACGGCACGAGAGAAACUUAAAUAGUAGGUCUGUCUUAAUAGCCUUGGUCCCGAGACGCAAACUGAAUGUCAUUGCAGUAGAUUCGAUCACGUGAGUCGGCACUGACAGCUUAAUUCUAGUGUCGUGUCAAUGGUGCAGCUUGGCCUCUCAAAUUCGUGAAAGAACCGAGGAAGUCCUCCGAUAUCAAAACGCCACACGGCGUCACUGUAUGCAACUUUAUAAUUGAUUCGAUUCAGGAUCGAUACUAUGAAGAAUUGCGGGUAUACGUCAAAGAGGAAGUUUGUUCGAAUUUGUAUAUUUUCCUUGGUUUCAUUAAUUAGAACAUUUUGCAACUUAGAAAAUGUUCGAUAUCGAAAAGCAUAUUCAUGUUUGGAAGCUAAGAAUUCAAAUUUUGCAAAUAUUUAUAUACAGUAGCUCGAUAGGAAAUUUUUAUGAAUAUACUUAAAAAUGUCAUUAGUACCUCAAGUGUAACUUAAAUCUGAACAUAUUCUCAAAUUGAACUCAGAAUGCCAUCUGAAGUAUAGUGUGACAACUUGUAAUUUAAUAGUGGAUUGUAGUUCUACACGUGAUAUGAAAAUCUCUUUUAUUUAUCAUACCUUAUAUAAGAUUAAAUAUUGCUAGUAUAUAAACAAAAUCAUGUUGACACGGUUAUGUGUACGUGUUAGUCAAAAACUGUUAAAUACAAAUACAGGAUUUCACAAAACGACAGAAUGUCACUUUAGCGGUCUCGCAUAUCAUAUAACAAACGGUCCUUUGAAACGGGAUUGUGUAUUAAACGUUCAUAAACUUUCGAAAAUUCAUAAGAUUUAUUUCGCUCGGUAUGAAAGCACAGCUAAUACAGCAAUAAAGGAAAAUGCAUCAAAUACGCCACCAGAUUCACCUGUGUUACAAACACAAAUAACAGAUCUAAAUAAUUCAGUACCAGAGAAAGAUCUAUUAAAUGAAAUACCAGAUCCACCUCUUCCACAAAUACCAUUGCCUACAGAAAUUACAGAGGUUAUUAAACUGCAUGCAAAUGGGGAACCUACCUUUGAAAGUUUAGGAUUAGGUGGAUAUGGUCCUGUAGGAAUUAUUCAAACAUUUUAUGAAUUACUUUAUGUUAAUUGUAAUUUACCAUGGUGGGCCACAAUUAUACUAACUUCAGCACUUAUCAAAUUUGCAACAUUUCCAUGUACGGUAUCAGCACACAAAAAUAGUAGCAAAAUGACCAACGUUCUGCCAAAAAUGGUAAAAUUACAGGAUAAUAUAACUGAAGCAAGAAAAUGUGGAAAUUUUCAAGAAGCAACUAUAUAUGCUAUUGAAUUACAAGAGUUACUCAAGAAAAAUAAUAUUAAGAUGUUUCCUGUUUCGAAUUUUUUGAAGAUCGGAGCACAUCUGCCAAUAUUUUUUGCUCUACGAGAAAUGACUAAUAAACCUGUUGAAAGUUUAAAGGAAGGUGGAUUGUGGUGGUUUGUGGAUUUAACUAGUGUUGAUCCAUAUUAUCUGUUGCCACUGGGUACUAGUAUAACAUUGUAUGCUGUUACUUCAUAUACAUUGAGGAAUUCACAAAAUUUGACUCCAAUAAUGCGAAAUAUGUUCAAAGCAGUACCAGUUAUUUCAUUUAUAUUUGCAAUGAAGUUUCCAGGGGCCAUUUUGUGUCAUUGGGCUAUUUCAAAUAUUCUAACCGUAGUAGAAAAUCAAGUAUUGCAGUUAAAGAAAGUAAAAGCAUAUUUUAAUAUCCCUUCUAUACAGCAAGAGACAACCAAAAAUAUAGUAAAGAAUGACAAAGGCUUCAAGGAAUCAUUCUCUGAUGCAUGGACUAACAUGAAAAUAUCUAACAGGUUAGCAUCUUAUUCACAUGCAGAUUUAAAACAAUUUAAUAAUGCUGCUAAAGGUCCACUCCCAAAGACAUAUAAAUACAACCCAGUAAAAAAUUUAUCAAAAGCAGCAUCAACAACAUCAAUGACAACAACGAAAAAAUGAGAUUUUAUGUAUAUAAAAUUUCUUUAUAUAUUUAAUUAGUUAAAAAGAUCUAAUUAUAAUAAUUUGAAAUUUAUGUCAAUAAACUAGAAAAUAAUGAUGAGA